Cydia strobilella is the source of this 1778-nucleotide messenger RNA. RefSeq lists its product as uncharacterized. Lineage: Eukaryota; Metazoa; Arthropoda; Insecta; Lepidoptera; Tortricidae. The transcript is spliced from 5 exons. The record is from RefSeq and is a predicted model, not a curated record. Bases 115 to 1212 code for a protein of 365 amino acids.
CACAAAAAUUUCGAACGUGUCGUUUUCGGCGUCCCUCUUGCUAUUUCUCAUGUAUUUCUGUAAGAUGUAAUAUCAGCCAUCAUUUUUCUAAGUUAUCGGGGAAUAGUAUUAUGUAUGGAAAUGUGGAAAUUCGACAAAAUUUCAUUCGGCCAAGCACAUAUGCCGCGAGAGGACAGUGGUGGCAGCAUGGCGAUGGAGGCGCGCGUAAAAGAGGAGACCCACGAUCAAGUUUCGGACCAUGCACUUAUUAAGAGAGAAGCAGAAUUCACAGAUGAAGAGAUGCAUGUAAAGACGGAGCUACUCAGCUUGGGCAAUGAGUGUAAAAUUAGUGAGGCAGCUAUGCUGGCCGAACUGUACAAAGAUCAUAUAGUCAAGGGUGAACUGGUGCUGGGUCCGGAGCACCCUCAUCAGCCAGAUGUAAUGUUGGUAGUACAUGCACUUAUUAAGAGAGAAGCAGAAUUCACAGAUGAAGAGAUGCAUGUAAAGAAGGAGCUACUCAGCUUGGGCAAUGAGUGUAAAAUUAGUGAGGCAGCUAUGCUGGCCGAACUGUACAAAGAUCAUAUAGUCAAGGGUGAACUGGUGCUGGGUCCGGAGCACCCUCAUCAGCCAGAUGUAAUGUUGGUAGUACAUGGCUGGGCGUCAGCUGACGCGGAUGGCUGUCCCGAUUCACCAGCGCUGGAGCGCGUCCACCGCCCGGAACUCGUGCUCCGGGAUUGCUACGUGCGACUGGAACGUCUACGAAACCACGAGGCGCUCGCCAGUCACGAUGUAACCCCCAUGAACACAACUAUUGAUACUAACAAAUAUUAUACUGAAGAUAAGAUUUCCACUAAACUUUUCUCUGAGAAAAAAGGGAAAGAACUAAUAAGUGAAACUUUUGGUAGCUUUGUUUCAAAGUCGGAUUUGAAGAAACAUGCCAAGAAACAUAUUCAAAAGUCAAGCAUGAAGAAGGAAAAAGACAAGCAUUGUGUUGCGGGGAGAGAUAAGAACAAAACGUUUUCUGGCGGACGCAAACAGAAGUCAGCACGGGAGCGCGCCUCAAGCAAACAACUCACGUUACGGGAGUGCUUUGUGAGAAUCGCGCGCCUCCCGCACCAUGCGCUGCUCAGAUGUAACAUGCGGCCGCCAACGCGCUCCGCCAAUCUCCAGCCGCGAGUCACACAGGGGAGCCCCCACCUGAUUCACCAAACAAAAUUAAAUCAAAGAAAAUAACUAACACGAAAUAAUACGUGUGCGACACUUGCCAUCGUACAUUUCUACAUCGAAAAUACUUAAUCAAACAUAUUAGACUUCAUUUAAGAAAAAAAUUUGAGUCAUCAAACGUUGAGUACGAUAAUUAUACACGAAUUAAUCUUCUAGUAUUUCUAAAAUACUGCCUGCGUUGUUGAGUGGCUCUACGCAGCAUAAAGAACUACCUGAAAAAUCCUAUUGGUGCGAAAAAUGCAACGCACGGUUUGAAAUAUUGCACCAUUUUAAAAUACAUAGACGUCUUCAUAUGGGUCUAAAUGUAUUCACGUGCGAAGUAUGUGAAAAGAAGUUUACCAAUUCGAACAGUUUUGAGUCGCAUAAACGAAUCCAUAGUGGCGCAAAACCUUACUCUUGCGACAUAUGCAAAAAGAGUUAUGCCCAAAUGAGCAACUUGAAUUAUCAUAAACGCGUACACACUGGCGAGAAACCGUUUGUUUGCGAGAUUUGUAAGAAACGGUUUACGUACGCGACCUCCUUAACUGUACAUAUACGUAUUUGUCAUACGGAUAUAAAGCCAUAUACGUGCAAAG